Mustela erminea (ermine) is the source of this 4916-nucleotide messenger RNA. RefSeq names its product Rho GTPase activating protein 6 (gene ARHGAP6). NCBI's taxonomy places the organism in Eukaryota, Metazoa, Chordata, Mammalia, Carnivora, Mustelidae. The record is from RefSeq and is a predicted model, not a curated record. Gene Ontology annotation, biological process: signal transduction. Gene Ontology annotation, molecular function: phospholipase binding; phospholipase activator activity.
GACCCUGCCUUUGUCUGGACUUAGCUUGUGGGAAACCUCAGGUAAAUCACAGAAUGCCAGGCCGAGGGAGGGACCUCUGGGGUGUUACCAACACACUUCCACAGGGGAUUGUACAGCGGAGGCCAGUUUUCAGUGGUGUGAACCUCCAGUGUGUUCUAAAAAUUAUUUGGUUCAUCUGGCAGCAUUUGCAAGGAGUAUACGUUUCUUCUGUUUCCAGAUUCUUGCUGUGCCCUUUUCUGAUGUGCACCUCAGAACUAAGGCACAGAAAGCAGCGACCCCAGCCCCCAACUCCGGUGCAGCCCGGCACCGACACCAGCCGCUGCGUCCCGGCAGGUUCUUACGCGACUCCCGCUUCCCGCGGGGUUCCUCAGACAGGCCCAGGUCGCGCAAGCUCUCUGGGACUCAGUUUACCCAAAGUGGCGCGGUCAGGCCGGCAGCCGGCCGGGCCUUCCUCAGGCCUUCUUCAGCUCCCCCGAGCUGCAUUACUCGGCCCCUCUCAGGCCUGCCCUCUCCCGGGGUUCCCGCCGUCGAGACUGUCGCAAAGGAGGGCUUUCCAAACACCAAAACUCCGCCCUCGCCGGAGCGGGUUCCGAAUCGCCUUCCAGCGACAGGCCCACACCCCUUUCAAAGUUAGCGAAAGUCGCUCUUUCUUGGAAACCCAAGCUCGCCCUCUCGCUGGUGUUGAGGGCUUCAGCAGCCCCAGCGCUGGCAGCGCGGCUCCCACGGGCCUGGCAGGGGUGGCGGGGCAGGAGGUAGGAGCGCCGGCCGCCCUGACACCUGUCGUGGGCGCGCUCCGUCGCUGCAGCCCCCAGCAGCUGGCGGCUGCGGUGGCUGCCGCGACAGGAGCCCGCCAGGAGCGGAAGGAAUUAAGCACCCGCCCAUCCCAUCUGACUCGGCCGCUCCCCUCUCCUCCUCCCCCACCUCCUCCCCCUCCUCUCCUCCUCCUCGCCCUCCUCCUCCUCCACCUCCCUCUCCUUCCUCUACGCCGCGGCCGCCACCUCCUCCCGGUCCCUGUCAGCCUCUCGGCGGGACGCUGGUGCCUGCGGGCGUUGCGGCGCGCUGGGGGCGCGGGGAACGGGGCUCGCGUCCGGGGGCUGGCCCGGGAUGGCGGUGAAAUAGGGGGACCUCGGAGAGGCGCCGAGACCCCAGGCUGUGCUCAGGGCCUGUCACUCCUUCUCAGUGGCGACAUGGGGGACCCGGUACACCGCCAGAAACCGCAGCUGCACUACGCGGGUGAUUUCACCUGGAACAGCAUGUCGGGCCGCAGCGUGCGGCUGAGAUCUGUCCCCAUCCAGAGUCUCUCAGAGCUGGAGCGAGCCCGGCUGCAGGAAGUGGCUUUUUAUCAGUUGCAGCAGGACUGUGACCUGAGCUGUCCCAUCACCAUUCCCAAAGAUGGACAGAAGAGAAAGAAAUCUUUGCGAAAGAAACUGGAUUCACUAGGAAAGGAGAAAAACAAAGACAGAGAAUUCAUCCCGCAGGCAUUUGGAAUGCCCUUAUCCCAAGUCAUUGCAAACGACCGGGCCUAUAAACUCAAGCAGGACUCGCAGAGGGAUGAGCAGAAGGAUGCGUCUGAUUUUGUGGCUUCCCUCCUCCCGUUUGGAAAUAAAAGACAGAACAAAGAACUCUCAAGCAGUAACUCAUCUCUCAGCUCCACCUCGGAAACACCAAAUGAGUCAACGUCCCCAAACACCCCAGAACCGGCUCCUCGGGCCAGGAGGAGGGGCGCGAUGUCAGUGGACUCUAUCACAGAUCUCGAUGACAAUCAGUCGCGACUGCUAGAAGCUUUGCAACUGUCCUUGCCUGCGGAGGCUCAGAGUAAAAAAGAAAAAGCCAGAGAUAAGAAACUCAGUCUGAAUCCCAUUUACAGACAGGUCCCCAGGCUGGUGGACAGCUGCUGUCAGCAUCUUGAAAAACAUGGCCUCCAGACGGUGGGGAUAUUCCGAGUUGGAAGCUCAAAAAAGAGAGUGAGACAGUUACGUGAGGAAUUCGACCGUGGGGUUGAUGUCUCUCUGGAGGAAGAGCACAGCGUUCACGAUGUGGCUGCCUUGCUGAAGGAGUUCCUGAGGGACAUGCCGGACCCCCUUCUCACCAGGGAGCUAUACACAGCCUUCAUCAAUACUCUCUUGUUGGAGCCCGAGGAGCAGCUGGGCACCUUGCAGCUCCUCGUCUAUCUUCUACCUCCCUGCAACUGUGACACCCUGCACCGCCUCCUCCAGUUCCUCUCCAUGGUGGCCAGGCAUGCCAAUGACAACGUCAGCAAAGAUGGACAAGAGGUCACUGGGAACAAAAUGACCUCUCUGAACUUGGCCACCAUAUUUGGACCCAACCUGCUGCACAAGCAGAAAUCAUCGGACAAAGAAUUCUCUGUCCAGAGCUCAGCCCGGGCUGAGGAGAGCACAGCCAUCAUCGCUGUGGUGCAGAAAAUGAUUGAAAAUUACGAAGCCCUGUUCAUGGUUUCUCCAGAUCUCCAGAACGAAGUCCUGAUCAGCCUGUUGGAGACCGACCCCGACGUGGUGGACUAUUUACUCAGAAGAAAGGCCUCCCAGUCCUCAAGCCCUGACAUGUUACGAUCGGAAGUUUCCUUUUCUGUGGGAGGAAGGCACUCGUCCACCGACUCCAACAAGGCCUCCAGCGGAGACCUCUCCCCUUAUGACAACAACUCCCCAGUGCUGUCUGCACGCUCCUUGCUGGCUAUGCAAGAGGAUGCGGCCCCGGGGGGCUCGGAGAAGCUUUACAAAGGGCCGGAGCAGUAUGUGCUGGUGAGCCACUUGCCAUCGUCGAAAUCAAGGGAGAGUUCUCCUGGACCAAGGCUUGGCAAAGAUAUGUCAAAGGAGCCUUUCAAUAUCUGGGGAACUUGGCAUUCAACAUUAAAAAGUGGUUCCAAAGACCCAGGAAUGACAGGUUCCUAUGGAGACAUUUUUGAAAGCAGCUCCCUACGACCGGGGCCCUGCUCCCUUUCACAAGGGAACCUGUCCCCGAAUUGGCCCCGGUGGCAGGGGAGCCCCACAGAACUGGAAAGUGGCCCACAGGUCAUUCGGAGGACUCAGACCACGGCCACCAUCGUGGAGUGCAGGGCCUGCCCUCCCGUGUCCCGUGUCUGCAGCACGCCCCACAUCCAGGGCGGCGGCAGAAGGUCUGAGCAGACCACAGCGAAGUCAGAGCAGUAUUUGACUCUGAACAGCGCCGAAGACCUCGCGGAGAGCGAGCUCGAUGUGGCCUGGCGGCAGGGCAGGCGAGCCAAGCCUUUGCACCAGAGAACUCGGGAGAGUGAGAAGCAUGACAAGAGGCCUCCUCCUCCUUACCCUGGUCCAGGGAAGCAAGCUGGGGCGUCAUCCCACCAGCCAGCAGAGCCGCUGCUGUGGAGGCCUCAGAGGCCAGAAGAAGGUUCCAGAACAGCUUUGGAAGAGGGAGGCCAAACAACCGAGCGAGAGCGAGAGGGAGAGCAGCAGGCCGCUGAGCAAACACUGAGCAGCGCCUACUCCACCUCCGCCAGUGAUCGGAACAGUGAGACUUUGGGGGAUGCCACGUGGCUCGAGUGGCAGAGGGAGCGGUGGCAGAUCUGGGAGCUCUUAUCACCCGACAACCCCGACGCCCUCCCGGAGACGCUCGUGUGAGCCCGCCCAAGCUCACGCCCCCAUGGCCCAAACAGCCUCCUUUCACUCCGCAGGGAAAAGUUGGUGUUGGACGGUUGGACGCGGACUGAUUUUUCUUCUUUAACACUUAAAAAAAAAUAACACAAGAGAAACCCGGUUCACUUAAAGGUAUAGAGCACUAGUACCCUUGUCAUUUAUAAUAAACUUCUGUUGCAUAGCCAGCCUUAGGAGAAAAGGAAAACAAAAAUAGAUGGUGAUACCCAACCUAAAAACUACUCCCAUUGGCUUUGUAGAAGAUAAAAUCCCUUGCUUUGGUAUAGCUUAAUUGUAUUUAUGUAACUUAGUUUUAACUGUUGUAUAUUCUGUAACAGAUUAUGUAUGAUAAUCAUAUAUGUUAUAGUCACAGAAACAGAACAAUUUUAAAAAAUCACUUCACUUAUACUGAGUAAGGAGAUUCUAUAGAAUGUUCUAGAAUAUGCACAAGCAGGUUUCUGUGCUUUUGCCAUAGCUUUUUAGCUGGGGACAGCCCUUCCUUCAACACCGAGGAGAAACACUAACAAAACAGAUUAUGCCAAGCCAUAUUUUUAUAUAGUAGUGAGAUACAAAAGAAAACGUAGUCACUGAAUGCUUUUUCGUACUGAAUGUGUUUUAAGGAAGAUAUUAAAUUUGAUACAUUAUGGAAUAUAUUUUUAGAAUCUGUUUAGAAAUGAUUCAGUUACUCAAACAAGAGAAAGGCCGUGCCUAACAAAGACAGAAUAACUAAGAAGUUGUCCUUCCCAUUUCAGAUCAAAUUCAAUUUUAUAUAGACCCUAUAUAAUAUAUAUUUAUAAUGUAUACUUUUUAUGUAUUUUUCAAAAGUACAAACUGGAAUCCAACUAUAAAGCGUUUAAACACCCAAACAGAGUAUUCAAAUCACAGGACAAAGUUUUUCCUUUUGCCCCCUAAUCAGUAUUAACCCAAUUAUACCCAAAGCGUUGUAAAGUGAGUCGUGUUUGGACAAAAUCCUCAGCUUUGUAGUGACAUCGUGCCAAAGGCUGAGGACAUGUUUUCUUCGGUAAUUUUGUGUGUAUCGUAAAUACUCCUACCGUACUUCAGUAGUUUCAAGUGUUACAACCGCAAAACCACUUUUGACCAGCAGGUGGCGAUUCGCUUCAGUAUUUUAUGAGUUUUUUUUUUUUUCACUUCGUAAGGGAAUGUGUCUUAUAGAAAAAGAAUUUUUUAUGAAACAUGCUACUCUUAGUUUUCAUGUCAGCAGUGACAUUUUCCGUGGUGUUUCGUAAAGUUCUAUCUUGUGCCAUGAUGAAUAAAAAGUUAAACAAAGGC